ACUGGUCGUCUCUUAUACUUGACUGGCCUGGUGAGUAGCUAUACCAUAGAUAAACGCCGCGCUGGUUCCAUCAAGAGCUGAUCCAGUUGGUUUUAAGAUUACAAAACUAGGAAUAGGAAUGGCAAGAAAAGUUCCUUCUCUAAUAUCUCUAGUCAUCGAAGCGAUCAAAAGAGAAGUAGUGCACGCAGCCGCCGGAGAUGAUGAUGUUCGACCGGACAUAUAUGACCUCCCGUCUCAUUUAUUUAAUCGUUUGUUGACAAAAUUACCCCCGCUGGCUUUGCACAAAUUAGAAACAGAUAUGCCUUUUAAGGACUGCAAUGAUUACGAGGCUCCUUUGAACGAUGGUGGGAGAAAGCGUGGGAGAAAUGGAAACUUUGAUUCGGCAUGGAAGGCGCUGUUUAAGUUGCGCUGGCCUGACCCUUUUCACCCUUCUGAAACACAACUUGACUGGCGACGGAUAUACUGGCAAACACAUUUGCAGAAUUGCCUUGAUGAAGCAGCAGAGUUAGCUUUGCUCCCCUCUUUUGAUGGAUGCAUCGGUGAGAUGAAUGUUUCAGAUGGUAUGCUGAAAUGUAUUGGUUGCGAGGGACAUGUAAAUCAUCCAAAUUAUUCUAAAUUAUCAUACCACUGCCAACAAUUCGGGCACUAUGCUAGCUGUUUGAGACUUCAAAAUGUGUUCUGUGUUGCAGAAACUUGUGUAUUAUUAAGGAAGAGCAACUUGCAAAGUUUGAUAGUGCGGUGGAUCAGAUCUGAGAAACAUGUUGAUGGAUUAUGCAAACUGUUGAUCCAAAACAGUGAAACGUUGACAUCACUAGAGUUCAUUUACUGCAAGCUUUCACCAACUUUUGUCAGUGCAAUAUGCGGUUCUUUAAAUGUGGUUAAUACACACACACAUGGAAUACAGCACUUCUCAAUCAACACAUCCAGCUUUCUUGAAAUUAAUCCAGUUUCCUUACCUCCUGGAUUUGUAUCAUUCCUUUCAUCAGGCAGGUCUUUGUGUUCUUUGAAAUUACAUGACAACCAUCUAGACGGGAAUUUUGCAUGGAUGCUUUUAAGCGUUCUUCUUGAUGCUUCCUCUAGCCUAUCCAUCCUUGACCUUUCUGACAACAAUAUAGCAGGAUGGCUUGGUAAUCUCAAUGGGAAAUCAAAAUGCAAAGUUCCAUUAUCAUUAGGAAUAGGAAAGUCUUUGCAAUCAUUACGUGUACUCAAUAUAAGGGGAAAUGAUCUUCGCAAGGAUGACGUGGAGAGUCUUAGAUGUGCACUUGUUUCCAUGCCGAACUUGGAGAUCCUGGAUAUAAGUGACAAUCCCAUUGAGGAUGAUGGCAUCAGAUGCUUAAUUCCUUAUAUUAUCGAGGCUACUGAUAGAUGCUCUCCCUUGGCUGAGUUGUAUUUAGAGAAUUGUGAGCUUUCCUGCAGUGGAGCAACUGAACUUUUAGAUAGCCUUUCAAACUUGAAAAGACCACUAAACUCUCUCUCACUUGCAGAUAAUGGCCUUGGCAGUGAUGUAGCAGGACCUCUGCAAAAAAUUUUGGGCACAUCUAUUAAAACACUUAAUGUUGGAGGCGUUGGACUGGGUUCGCUUGGCUUUCAGGAACUAGAGAAAGGAUUGAUGGCAGAAUUGAAGCUUGUUGAUAUCAAUAUAAGUUGGUACAGCAAAAACCGUGGUGGGUUUGAAACUGCAAGAUUUUUGGCAAAGCUCAUGUCAUUGGCUCCAAACAUUAUUGCCAUCAACACAGCAUACAAUCUCAUGCCUUUAGAAUCUUUAACAGUUAUAUGCUCUGCUCUGAAGUUAUCUAAAGGUAGUCUUGAGCGUUUGGACUUGACUGGUAAUAACUGGGACUAUCAGCCAAAUCACGCUUCAAUGGUUGCUGAAUUCCACCGUAAUGGAAGGCCGAUCUUCAUUCUUCCAUCAUAUCUUGCUGUGGAUGUUCCCUAUGAUGACGACCCCUAGAUGGUCUGGGUGUAUAAUAAACAAAGGUAAAUGCAGAACUCGUUAAGAGUUGUUGGGAUUUAUGUCAACAUGAACAUCUGAGCUUAAAGUGUAUUUGAUGUAAUUCUGUGUAAAGUUUAUCUGCGGCUCCUUCAAGAGAAGUGUUUAUUUGUUGCUUGUCAACAUUUGUAGAGUUUGAAUAAGAAUAAUAGAGUUUGAUUUA
Populus trichocarpa (black cottonwood) is the source of this 2153-nucleotide messenger RNA. RefSeq lists its product as uncharacterized. Bases 119 to 1951 code for a protein of 610 amino acids. Gene Ontology annotation, molecular function: protein binding. The transcript is spliced from 16 exons. Lineage: Eukaryota; Viridiplantae; Streptophyta; Magnoliopsida; Malpighiales; Salicaceae. The record is from RefSeq and is a predicted model, not a curated record.